AUGACACAAACCGUUAACAUCGAGGGGAACGGUAUGUCCAUUCCGGGCGAGAAAUACAAGGAGCGAUGGGUGAACCCGUCCAUCAGAGACGGCCUACUCUUUCUGUUAUCGAUGUCUGUUGUCUUGCAAUCGUUUCUAAUUCUGUACACAAUCUGUAAAUUAAUAUCCUUUUUGUACGACAAAUACUGGCCACCGAUGGUCGACCCGUUGUAUGACUCGGACAAUGAUAACUCGGAUACGACUUCCGACUCAGACCUGUUCACAAUCAUUACGGAUCUAAUCAUAGAAGUUCUGAAGCUAUUGAUACUAGUGGUGGGUGUGUUCAGUAUCAUCGAUGUGGUGGAGGGUCUCAUAGGGGUAGUGGUGUUCUGUCUGUUCCACACGUUUGCACUCUUUUGUGGGGUUAUGUCAACGCCUAUACUCUUCAGUCGACACCAAAUCGGGAAAACAGUUUGUGUCCACACGUGUCAGACACCACUCGCACAACCACUCCAUCCGAAGAGUACAUCUCUAUCACCGGACAGUCAACGCAUAAUGUCUUCACGAGAGGGCGGUAAGAAGAAGCCAUUGAAGGCCCCGAAGAAGGAAAAGGGAGAGAUGGAUGAGUCGGACGUGGAGUUCAAGAAAAAACAACAGGAGGAGCAGAAGAAGCUCAAGGAAAUGGCCGCCAAAGCCGGACAAAAGGGUCCACUCGUCGGCGGCGGCAUCAAGAAGUCCGGCAAAAAGUAGGCCAUCCGAUGGACACACAUCACCGCCAUCUACGGUGUCCAUCAACUCUUGAUUAUCAUAUGAUUUUGAAUGAGUUUUUUAUUACAAUUAAUCGGUUUUUUGUCUAAAAAUUUGUUUAUAUUUUAUCGUAAAUCCGGUUUCAGUGUCCACUCGUACCGGUGGACACCACCACCAUCUGCGGUGUCCAUCAGUUUAAUUAUCACACAAAUUGUUUCAGUCAAACGUCUUAUUCACAU
Oppiella nova is the source of this 965-nucleotide messenger RNA. The record is from the annotation of a GenBank genome assembly. NCBI's taxonomy places the organism in Eukaryota, Metazoa, Arthropoda, Arachnida, Sarcoptiformes, Oppiidae.